Molecule: messenger RNA, 3151 nt
Organism: Anopheles merus
Lineage: Eukaryota; Metazoa; Arthropoda; Insecta; Diptera; Culicidae
Gene: Pgant5
Product: polypeptide N-acetylgalactosaminyltransferase 5
Exons: 10
Coding region: 1-1974 (657 amino acids)
Cellular component (GO): Golgi apparatus
Source: RefSeq, a predicted model, not a curated record
AUGUCCGUUGUCAGCUUAAACAGAAUGUUCCGGGGGAAGAUUCGCACCAACACCUGCCGUAUCGUAGUGCUCACCUCACUCGUGUGGCUGCUGAUCGAUGUGAUACUGAUAGUGAAAUAUGCCGACUGUCCCAGUACCGGUGGCGGGUCAAGCUGGCUCUGCAAACGGAACGGUGACGGCUAUGAUGUAGAGGUGCCAAAUGCAGCCCGACAGUCGCAGCAACAACGCCGGGCGGCUGCCCCCGAGGACGACGAUCCCAUCGUGGACGCGGAGGAGAUUGACACCAACUCGAACAACUUCGGCGACCCGGGCGGCUACGGUGGCGGCGGCGGCGGCGGGGGUCGCGAUGCCGACAGUUCAAUGCCUCGCACGUACCGGCCGCAGGAGCUGAAGAAGUGGCGGCAGGCACCAACGGUCGCCGAAAACUAUGGUCGUCCCGGUGAAAUGGGUAAACCAGUAAAAAUUCCAGCGAACCAGCAGGAGCUGAUGAAGGAAAAGUUCAAAGAAAAUCAAUUCAAUCUCCUCGCCAGUGACAUGAUCUGGCUGAAUCGAUCGCUCACCGAUGUGCGCCAUCACGACUGCAAAAAGAAACACUACCCGGCGAAGCUGCCAACGACCUCCAUUGUGAUCGUGUUCCACAACGAAGCCUGGAGCACGCUGCUCCGCACGAUAUGGAGUGUGAUAAAUCGGUCGCCCCGGCCACUGCUGAAGGAAAUCAUCCUCGUCGAUGAUGCGAGCGAGCGGGAACAUUUGGGCCGCCAGCUGGAAGAGUACGUCCGGACGCUGCCGGUACCGACGUUCGUCCUCCGGACCGGCAAACGGUCCGGUCUGAUCCGUGCCAGACUGCUCGGUGCCAAACACGUUAAGGGGCAAGUGAUCACAUUCCUGGACGCGCACUGCGAAUGUACCGAGGGCUGGCUGGAGCCACUGUUGGCGCGCAUCGUGCUGGACCGCAAGACGGUCGUCUGUCCCAUCAUCGACGUGAUAUCGGACGAAACGUUCGAGUACGUGACGGCGUCCGACCAGACGUGGGGAGGCUUUAACUGGAAGCUAAACUUCCGCUGGUACCGUGUGCCGGCGCGGGAAAUGCAGCGACGCAAUCACGACCGCACGGCACCGCUGCGGACGCCCACGAUGGCCGGUGGACUGUUUUCGAUCGAUCGGGACUACUUCUACGAAAUCGGCUCGUACGACGAGGGCAUGGACAUUUGGGGUGGCGAAAAUCUGGAAAUGUCAUUCCGGGUCUGGAUGUGCGGUGGUACGCUCGAGAUUGCGCCCUGUUCCCGCGUGGGCCACGUUUUCCGGAAGUCGACGCCGUACUCGUUCCCGGGCGGCACCUCGCAGAUAGUUAACAAAAACAAUGCACGGCUCGCCGAAGUGUGGCUCGAUGGUUGGAGUGAAUUUUACUACAACAUUAACCCAGGUGCCCGGAAAGCAUCCGCAGGUGAUGUCAGUGAGCGACGGGCGCUUCGAGAGCGUCUGAAGUGCAAGAGCUUCCGAUGGUAUCUGGAAAACAUCUACCCCGAAAGUCAAAUGCCACUGGAUUACUACUUCCUUGGCGAGAUUCGCAACGUGAAAACGCACAACUGUCUCGACACGAUGGGCCGCAAGUCGAAUGAAAAGAUUGGCAGCAGCUACUGUCACGGGCUGGGCGGCAACCAGGUGUUUGCGUACACGAAGCGUCACCAGAUCAUGUCGGACGACAACUGUCUCGAUGCGUCGAACGCGCUCGGACCGGUCAAUCUGGUCCGGUGCCACGGGAUGGGCGGCAAUCAGGAGUGGAUCUACGACGAUGAGGAAAAAACGAUCAAGCACGUUAACAGUGGCAACUGUUUGACGCGCGCAUCGGAGGACGACCCAUCGACACCGCUGUUGCGGCCGUGCAACUACUCCGAAGGCCAGCAGUGGCUGAUGCAGUCCAAGUUCAAGUGGCAGGCACACCACAGCGACAACCGUAUCGGUGAGGACAGAUAAGACGCACUGUACCGUGUUCGAUCCGGUGUCGUACUGCGCCCGUCCCGCCAGCGGCAAACCGGCACCAUCGAACGGUACGGAAGCAACAUCGGUAGCAGUGGCAGUAGCGAUAGCAGCAGUAGUAGCAGCAGCAGCAGCAGCAGCCGAAGCCGUAACAGCAGCAGUAACCACAACUAUCAAGCAACUAUCAAGCGUGCACACACGGGUGGUGUCGGUAUGAUGCCAACAAACCGUUGAAUGCAUCGAUCAAACCACUGUGCAGCAGUGUAGGUGAUGUAAAAUUUGUACGGGAAAUAAUACGACGAACUCCCGAACUCGUCCUGCCAUUUGUAUUCCCCUGGUGUUCCUGGUGCCGUGACACGGGUAACUAGUGUGAAGCGUGGAGAGAGGGAAUGUAUCAUUAUGACAGGACACUAGACUCCCUCUCCUCGCUUUUAUCCCUGCCAAUAGUCUGUCUGUCAGCGGGCGCUAUCAAAAGGCCCAACGAAAGUGCGGGCAGCCGUUACAGCACGUCCGUCUCCUGUGAGAAUUCCAUUUUUGUAGUAUAAUUUUUAUUCGCACCUGCACCGGUUGCUUUCAGUCUGACGGUGUACGUUAAGCACAUAGAUUUUAAUGGUCCAAUUGUUAUUGUUUGUCGCACACUUGUAAUUGUUUGUUUAACGUUGUUUCUUGUAUUGGAUCUUUCAGUUCGGAGCAGCAUUAAGCUUAGAUUUCUUUGAAGCUGCUGUAACUAGAUUACUGUCGUUUUGAGAUUUUGUUUUCUUAUAUAAGUACCAACAAACUCCAACCAGGAAGUCGAAGAAAAUUAAUACACACACACACAAACAAAAAAUACAUAUCAGUUUGUAGUGAAGCACGCACCAGCCCACUCUAAAUCCUUUUUUUUUGCAACGCUUAGGCUAAUUGUUUUAUCAGUUACCUUUUUUAUGUUUUAUUCCAUGUGUUAUUAAGGAAUGGUGCGAUAGACCCUCCCGGGAAGAAGAGAAAACAAAAACUUUAACAAACAAAAAACCGCAAUGUUGGACCAUUUGCAUUUAUAGAAAGCAUGCGCAUAGUGAGAGUGAAUGUGUCGGAUGAUGGGGGAAGAAGAAAAGUGGCAACAGGCACGGAAUUGAUGAUCGCCGCUUUUCCACAGCAUUAAGCGUCUUAUUAAGCGGACGAAUAAUCGCUUCAUAAU